Messenger RNA from Rhipicephalus microplus (southern cattle tick), 714 nucleotides. Its product is annotated as large ribosomal subunit protein uL1. NCBI's taxonomy places the organism in Eukaryota, Metazoa, Arthropoda, Arachnida, Ixodida, Ixodidae. Gene Ontology annotation, molecular function: structural constituent of ribosome; RNA binding. Gene Ontology annotation, cellular component: large ribosomal subunit. Gene Ontology annotation, biological process: translation. The record is from RefSeq and is a predicted model, not a curated record.
AUGAGGGGCAAAGAGAGCAGAGCGGGUCAGAGGAACAUCCUAGUCAAAGUCAAGAAAAAGAAAUGUACCAAGGUUAGCCGUGAGCUGUUGCACGAGAGCAUCAACGCCCUCCUGGACGAGUCGGCCCGCCGCCACCGCAAGUUCACAGAGACGGUCGAGAUGCAGAUUGCCCUCAAGAACAUCAACCCUCACAAGGACAAGCCCGCCUCUGGCACAUUCAGAGUGAGGCACUGCAUGAAGCCAAACUUCAGGGUUUGUGUGAUCGGCGACCCGCAACACUGCGACGAAGCCAAAGCGAAGAAGGUCGACUGCAUCGACAUGGAGACCAUACGCCUGAUGAGGAAGAAGUCCAGCAUCGCCAAGAAGAUAAUCAAGAAGUUCGAUGGCUUCCUGGCGUCGACCAGCAUCAUCAAGGACGUAACCAACCUGGUGGGUCCCAUGAUGAAGAGGAUGGGCAAGCUGCCGCUGCCACUCGCGCACGACGACGACAUGUACGAGAAGAUCCACGAGGCCAAGACCACCAUGACCUUCAAUAUGAGGAGGGUGCUGUGGCUCGCCGUGUGCGUCGGCCACGUCAAAAUGACGACCGAGAUGCUCUCCGACAACGUCAACGAAGCCAUCAGGUCGCUCUUGACGCUGCUCAAGAAGAACUGGCAGAACAUCAGGUCCAUCCACCUCAAGUCCACCAUGGGACGACCUCAGAGAAUCUACUAA